This is a messenger RNA of Notolabrus celidotus (New Zealand spotty), 6535 nucleotides long. It is a transcript of the gene pdzd8, whose product is annotated as PDZ domain containing 8. The transcript has 5 exons. Bases 177 to 3803 code for a protein of 1208 amino acids. The record is from RefSeq and is a predicted model, not a curated record. Lineage: Eukaryota; Metazoa; Chordata; Actinopteri; Labriformes; Labridae. Gene Ontology annotation, molecular function: protein binding; lipid binding. Gene Ontology annotation, cellular component: mitochondria-associated endoplasmic reticulum membrane contact site. Gene Ontology annotation, biological process: mitochondrial calcium ion homeostasis.
CUUUCUGUUUACGUCAUCACGCACACGGACGUAAGCCUUUUGUCCAAUCAGGUGGAGAGCCUGAAGCUCAGGGAAGAAGCAGAUGAUAUGGCAGCUUUGAGAGCGACCAGGUGGAACUUGUUUUGUUCACACGGAUUAAUCUGAGAUUAUGAGAGCACGUUGAGGCAGAAAGCGAGAUGAUUUAUUUAAUAUUGAUCUCAGCCUUCUCCGGAGCGCUCGUGACGCUGCUGCUCCAGUUCCUGCUGGUCUACCGGAGGAGCCCUGAACCCGCAGGCAGGACGGUGCAGUAUGUCAAAGUAGUGCCUGAUAACGCACUGAAGGAUUACUUUAAUACCCAACAUGCCGAGCCAGGCCAGCAGCAGCAGGACAGCUCAGCAUCUGCUGCAUCCAAGCAGCAAGAGGCCGCCUCGACCCGGCCCCAGGACGUCCCUGUGAGCCCCAAACCACAACCCACACCGCCUCCCCACAGCGAGACCGGGGAGCCGGCCAGACCUGAAACCUGCAAUUUCCUCAAUGCUAUCUUCCUGUUCUUAUUCAGGGAGCUCAGAGACACCCCCUUAGUGAGGCACUGGCUCACCAAGAAGAUCAAGGUGGAGUUUGAGGAGCUGCUGCAGACCAAGACCGCAGGUCGGCUCCUGGAGGGACUCAGUCUCAGGGACAUCUCCCUGGGUCAUUCUCUGCCGGUCUUCAAAACCGUCAAACUUAUGAAGCCGGUGCACAUGAACGAGGAGGGCAUGCCCGAGGAACUCAACUUUGAGGUGGACCUAGAGUACAAUGGCGGCGUCCACCUCGCCAUCGACGUGGAGCUGGUCUUUGGGAAGUCUGCCUACCUGUUCGUGAAGAUGAGGCGCGUCGUGGGGAGGCUCCGGCUGCAGUUCACGCGCAUGCCCUUCUCCCAUUGGUCCUUCUCCUUCCUCGAGGACCCGCUGGUGGAUUUUGAGGCCAAGUCCCAGUUUGAAGGAAGGCCUCUGCCCCAGCUCACCUCCAUCAUAGUGAACCAGCUGAAGAGGGUCAUCAAGAAGAAACACACCUUACCCAACUACAAGAUCAGAUAUAAGCCCUUCUUUCCGUUCCAAGUGCAGCCUCCGCUGGGUCCGGCGUGUGAUCUGGACCUGUCAGUCCAGGACAGCAGGCUGGUGGAAGGCCGACUCAAAGUCACCCUCAUUGAAUGUAGCAGACUGUUCAUCCUGGGCUCGUACGACAGAGAGACCUACGUCCACUGCACCCUGGAGCUGAGCAGCAACCAGUGGAAGGAGAAGACUCGCAGCUCCAUCAAACAGACGGAGGUAAUCAAAGGACCGUGUGGCAGUGUUGGGAUGACCUUCAGGCACGUACCUGCCAGUGAGGGGGAUGCUGUGCACGUCAGCAUUGAGACGGUCACACCCAACUCCCCUGCAGCCCUGGCAGACCUGCAGAGGGGUGAUCGCCUCAUCGCCAUCGGAGGUGUCAAAGUGACAUCCUCGGUUCAAGUGCCAAAACUGUUGAAGCAAGCUGGGGACAGGGUGGUAGUACUCUAUGAGAGACCAGUCCGUCACCAGCAACCAUCUUUUGGGAGUCUGGGAACGCUUCAGGAAGGGUUUGGGCAGCUAGAGGAAACAGGUUUCGUCCCCCACCCAGGAGGUUACGAGGAAGACCCAGCCCCCAUCACCACCCUCUCAGACAUAUCUGACAGUAAAGACAUGGACUCUGAGUUUGAAGAGUUGAUUGUGGACUCCAAACCUGGCCAGACUGGUGGCUCUGUUAGCAGUGGCUCAAACACCAGUGACAUCAAGGACGAUUCCUUACUUACAGUUAACCAAAGCCCCAAAAGGACUGUGGCCAACUUGGCCUCUAAGCCCCUUGGAUCCAUAUCACCCAUCCUCAACCGCAAGUUAAACCUGGUGGGUCUCCAGUCACCACUUAGACCCCAGCCCAAAGAAUCACCAAAGCCCUCACCACAUAAGACUAGUGGUGAUCCAGGGGACGGUCUGCAACGCCCUAAUGUCCCUCCUCCACCCCCUCCCUCUCGCCCCCCUGUGCCACCAAGACCUCAGAUAAGGUUGACAUCGGCCCCAUCAGAGACCAGUCUCUUGGAAGGUGUAGAUUCAGUCUCACUUACAAAUGCUGCAGUAACUUCUACCCUCCCCGCCACCACUGCUUCUGAAAAAUCUCCAGAAAAAACUUCUGUAACUGGAGCCACGGAGGACAAAGCUGGCACGGAGAAAACAUGUGCUAAACAGUCUGAGUCUAGGCAGUCCACCAAGUCAGCAGAGUCCAGUGAUGACCUGCCUGCCCCAUCCACUGUGACCAGCAGCAGCAAGGCCGAUCAAGCAAAGGACAAAGCUUCAGAGAGCUCCUGCAGCACACGGGACAGUUUAGAAGAUCAUUCCCUCUGGGAGUCCCCAGAAACCAUGCAUCGUACCCAGAACUCACGCUGGACAAAGGCCUCUGUGGUGUUUGAGGUGGAGAGCAACCAUAAGUACCUUAAUGUGGCCCUGUGGUGCAAAGAUCCCUUUAAGCUAGGUAGUUUGUUGUGCCUGGGUCAUGUCAGCCUUCAGCUGGACCACUUAGCCCUGGAAUGUAUGGCUACAUCUUCAGCAGAGUACCAGAGCACCUUUAGGUUGGGGCCUCCAGAGCCCAGAGCUAAUGUUAGCCGCACCGCACUCCGCAGUCUCAGUACUCACAAGGGCUUCAAUGAAAAGCUGUGUUAUGGAGACGUUACUCUGAACUUUUGUUACCUUGGUGAAGGCGAGUUUGACUAUCCUGUGGGUUUGGCAGAAAGGGAGCGGGAGGGAAGCCUCCAUGAUGAGGAUCUAAGGGAGAGGGAGAGGGAGCAUAUCUCCCCGGCACCGCGUGAUGAUUUGGUUUAUGGCGCAAUGCAGCUGGUGGAGGUUCGUCACAACUUCCAGGACACCCAGUUCCAGAAUCCUACCUGGUGUGAAUACUGCAAGAAGAAGGUGUGGACCAAGGCAGCCUCUCAGUGUAUGAUCUGCGCCUAUGUGUGCCACAAGAAGUGCCAGGACAAGUGCCUUGCUGAGAAUCCCUUCUGUGUGGCAGCAACUGAACGCCGUGGAGCUGACCCUGAAGCCAAAUCAACCAUAAACCGGGCAACUACAGGCCUAACACGCCACAUCAUCAACACCAGCUCCCGUCUGCUCAACCUCCGCCAAGUGCCCAAGACUCGGCUGGUGGAGCAGGUGGCUGACGUGGUGCCUGGAGUGGUGGAGCCCUCACCCAAACACACCCCCAACACCUCAGACAAUGAGAGCAGUGAUACCGAGACCUACACCAGUGGUGCGAGCCCCUCAAAGCAGCCCGCCAACGCUGGCAGCAGCAGUAAACUUGUGCGUAAGGAAGGCGGGUUGGAUGACAGUGUGUUCAUUGCUGUGAAGGAGAUAGGCCGAGACCUGUACCGGGGGCUGCCCACAGAUGAACGCUCCCAGAAGCUGGAGUUAAUGCUAGACAAGCUGCAGCAGGAAAUAGACCAGGAGCUGGAGCACAAUAAUGCACUGCUGCUGGAGGAGAGGGAGGCGACUGAUGCCCGGCGCAAGGCCCUAAUUAGUACUGCCUUGUCCAAGUCUGGGGAGAGACUCCAAGCCCUCACCCUGCUGAUGAUCCACUACCGUGCAGGCAUUGAGGACCUGGAGUCAGUGGAGAGUACCUCUCCAUCAGAGCCGCAAGGCUUUAAAAGCAAAGCAGAAGGUCCAGAGGAGGAGGCUCUGAUGGGGGCUGAGCUGUAUGACAGUGACAUAUGCAGCCCUGUGGAGGUGCAGCUGUUGGAUGACAUUACGGAGGAGCAGAUCUGUGUGGAGGCUCUCCACUGAAAAGGACCUGAAAGGAGAAAAAGGAGGAACGUGUGCCCUGGGAUUGACCUCCCAGCAAAACAAUGUCCAGUUUGUAUUCUGAGAUCGGGUCAUUUCUGAAGUUCGCUUUAGAUCUGGAGGAUUUGGGGUCCAGUGUUUGACGAUUCACAUGUUUUUGUUGUUUUGUUUGAUUUUAGGUGAAAAAGGGGUAAAGGUGUUUCCUGCAUAAGGAUUCUUGGUAAACCUGUUAUUGGUAUUUUGAUUUGCACAUUGUAACGCUGUUUCCAUGCUCUUGGUUUAAAAGGGAAGCUUGAGAGCCAGACUUUUAUCUGCCCUCAGUAGUGCUGCAUGUUUAUCCUCCAGUUUUUUUUCCUGUGGCUUCAAGAUUUCAUUGUGAGCUUCUAAUUCAGUUUGCUUUCUUGUCUGUAACUGCUUUGCCAUAAGGACUUUGGAUAACGAGCACGUGGCUGAGCUUUAUUCGUCUGAUUUAACUUCUGUGACGGAAAUGCGUUGUUUAAUAUUAUUUUGCUGGAACAAGCCCAUAUGAAGGUGAACGUCUUUUUACAGUGUGAAUAUUACCAGGGAAAGCAGGAUGAGACAUCCACGUUAGUCUGGGAACACUGCUAUUGGUCAUACAUAUCUUUUGCUUUGAGCACUUUUUGUACUGUAAUAAAUUUGGAUUUUAGAAGUGAUUCUACUUUCUCGCAAAGCUCUUUGGGCUUUCAGCAGCUGCAUUAAUAUCAGUGGACCCUCAUGGUUUGCCUCUUCUGUGUUUUAUAUUUCUUUGUAUUGGUUAGGACUCUAUCACCCAUUCUUUGCUUCUUUAUUGCCCCGUCCGCUUUUGCUGAAACACCCUCAUCACGUCUGUUUCCUUCAAACUUUCUUUGAUGCAUUUUGGAAAGGCACACUCUGACUCUUUGGUCUGGGCUCUGGAUGAAUGUUGCACAGCUUGCAGCUAAAUGUUGCGAGCUCAGAUGAUGUUAUGAUUCUCAAAUGUUGAUUUGACUUGUUUAAUGUCGGUGUGUGUAAAGAUGAUUUCAGUGCUUCCAACAGUUCCGUGAUUUAGUGCGCAUCAUUUGGCUUCAUAUUUCUCAGACCCCGAUGAAUGUACGUCCAGCCCUUGCUGUGUUUUGUGCAUAUGCAGCCGAUUGGCACUGCCUUCCCCCCGAUUCCUAGCAUCAUACAUCAAUGUAGCCUGUUACAGUAAGUCUAUCAUAACCAGUUACAGCUCCAAGCUGCUCUGCUCAUCAUCUCUACUAAUACUGCAAAACCUUUCCACGAGGGAAUAUCAUACAUGUGUAUGAAAAGGAAAAAUCUACCCCGAAACGUUGUCAUUGUCUCUUCAGGUAUUGGUGUCAGUCUUCUUCUCUUGCUUUUAUUUGAUAUUUCGACAUGAAGGAAAAUUUGCAGCACAGAUCCAGUUGAUUUAGUUGUGUGAUGCUCCGGCUGUAGAUUGUCUCAUCCAUCAGAACUGUGACAGCCAACAAGCACACGAGGAAAAACUGCAGAGAUGUGGAUUGAAGAAAGUGUGUGUGCAGAGAAAAAACACUGAAACACAGUCCUGAAUCCAGUGAGUGCGAUGGAUCAAUCACUUAGUCGAUAAACUUUACAUUAGUAAAGAAGAAAAGUCAAAUUUGGGAAGUUAUCAUAACUAUCCAAGUGUUAGGGACUUGGUUUUGAUGAUCACAAAACACAUAGUUGGGGCGCUUUAUUUCUGCACACUGAACUGAUGACGGGCGACUCAUAAUGAGGAGGUAAGGUCAGGUGUUUCAGCAUCGUCGUGUCAGUGCAGCCUCCCCGCCCUGAAAUUAAGAAUAGGAUCUUAUAUUAAUGGACUGACGAAACAUUAGGCCUUAAAUCAAACUAAACAAAACCUCUCAGCCUGAUUUGAUUUGUACGUCAUCACAGGAGCACCACACCUUUACAUUUAAGGAGUGUAUGGCUGAUGAGCUCAGACAUACGGCCUUCAGAGCGUCCUGCUGAAGAGGAGAGAUGUACAUGUGAAGAUAAAACAGUUUGUUGUAGGAUCUUGUUGUUUCCUCCGCUUCAUGGACAAAGAGACAUUAUCGUUUGUUCUUGCAGUGCACAAACCAAAGUGUUAGUCAUUUAAACUAAUACAGGAAAAAGAGUUUGUAUUAACGUGAGUGGAGUGGGUAGAUUUUUCCUUUAAUGUCACUUUGCUCCAACAGGAAAGCCGAUGGGAAAAGAGUUGUUGUCACAGACUCGGAGGAAGCGAAGGCACAUAACCUGUUCUGUUUUGUGCAAUAGAUGUGCGGCUCAUGUAGAUAUUGGCUUACUGGCUGCUAAACCCGUCGAUUUUUCUCAUUUCUGUACAUCCAGAUUUUUUGUGCAAUAUUUUUGUAGAAAAUGAAGCUGAUAAUCAAGAAGAGUGAGUCCCGGUGUCUUUGACCUCUCCUCUUUUCUCUCAAAACGUGCAGUCUGUGUGCCCUUAUGUCUGGUGAUAUCCCUGCUGGGUUUUGGGGGACCAAUGAGGACCUGAGUGGAGUUGACCCCUCUUUUGGCCUGAGAAGCACUGCUUUUGCUGCUGUUAUUAUAAUGUGCUCUUCCACAGAACUCAUAAUCACACGCUUCUGCCCCCACCUCUGAAACUGCACUUACAAUAUGACCGCCCACUACAGCUUUCAGCAGGUCCUUUUCUUUUGUGUAUGUGAGGGAUGUUGUACACAGUUUUUCAGAAGGCCCCUGUGAUGAAGCUUUAUUGUACAUAACCUAAAUAAACAAGCUCAAAUGAA